Messenger RNA from Gongylonema pulchrum, 1038 nucleotides. The record is from the annotation of a GenBank genome assembly. NCBI's taxonomy places the organism in Eukaryota, Metazoa, Nematoda, Chromadorea, Rhabditida, Gongylonematidae.
AUGUUGCAGUUUGGUGCAUGGCUUAAUUCAAAAGAAAGAUUGCAACAGAAAUGGCUGCAUGACAGUGAUGCAUGGCCUCAUGCUUUUGGAAAAUUGGACGAAGCAACGGCAUGGAUGUUUUCGAAACUUUCUUGUAUAAAAUUUACGCGAUCAUUCGAAUUGACGGGGCAGGUCAGUGACGAUGGUGGAUUGGUUUUUACUUUUUAUAUAAAGCGAAUUGCUCUGAGCAAUGAAAUUAUAUAUUUUAAUAUGAGGGAAGCAGUGGACGUCAAAUCUAUUUUCGCUAUAUUUUUCCCGGAACUGGUCCCAUACAAAGGUCCUGCGCAAGGAAAAGAAGCGAGGAAAACGGAAAAUGUGGAAGGUUUUCUGAAUUCGUUACCCCAUGAAACACUGGUAAACUGGGAAAUUUGCACCAACGAUAUCGUAGCAGUGCUCAGACCAUACCAGAAAUGGCUGCAUGACAGUGAUGCAUGGCCUCAUGCUUUUGGAAAAUUGGACGAGACAACGGCAUGGAUGUUUUCGAAACUUUCCUGUAUAAAAUCUACGCGUUCAUUCGAAUUAACCGGGCAGGCCAGUGACGAUGGUGGAUUGGUUUUUACUUUUUACGUAAAGCGAAUAGCUCUGAGCAAUGAAGUUAUAUAUUUUAAUAUGAGGGAAGCAGUGGAUGUCAAAUCUAUUUUCGCUAUAUUUUUCCCGGAACUGGUCCCAUACAAGGGUCCUGCGCAAGGAAAAGAAGCAAGGAAAACGGAAAAUGUGGAAGGUUUUCUGAAUUCGUUACCCCAUGAAACACCGGUAAACUGGGAAAUCUGUACCACCGAUAUUGUGGCAGUGCUCAGACCAUACCAGUUGUUGUUGGUUCAGGAAGAUGCAGUACGUUUCAUGAUUUCACGUGAAGACAUCAGUCGGCCGGCAACAGUAAACAUUGAAAAUGAAUUUAUUAUUUUACCAACAAUUCCAAAAAUUCUUUACUCACCGACAUGUGGAGCAAUGUCGCUGUGCUUAGAGAAACCUUCAUACAGCAUUCCCCCUGGUUUGUAG